AUUCGCUCAACGCUCAAGCUUGGCUGUCUCGCUCUAUCAUGCUAACUGUCGAGCGUUACAAAGCGCAACAGUUCUUUGUCUCCUGUGUAGAUAUUCUGCUAUCACAUGCAGGCACUACAGGCGGCUACUUUCUCGAGGACACUGCCUCCAGGUAUCCGCGUCGCCGGAGCCAGGUGGACUAAGGGACGUUGAAAACACGGACUAGAAAAAGAACCUUGAAAGAAUCCAGGCCGGACUCCUUCAAGAUACCCUGUAUCAUAUCAAUCGGCAUUUUGAAACAGGCCAAAUGUCUUGCCCCGCUCGCCUGUACCCAUUGCGCAAACCUCGAAACCAUCACGCUCCCAUCCCUCGAUGGAAACUCAGCCUGCCCACCAGCGUCGAACAAGUAUUCACAUCAUACGUUGGUAUCGAGCAGCUUGAGGACAGCGCUGUAGCUGCUCAGGCAAAAGAAGAAGGCAUCUGCGCUGUUCAGCAAUGGCUCGGACAAGUCGAUGCACCAGAAGCAGUAGAAGCAUUCACUACGCUAGACAAUUACAGUCGCAUCGAAGGAACUGUGUGGGUGUGCUAUUGGAGCGAUGAAGCAAGACGCAAUCGUUCGAUCAAAUCAUUAAACCUAAGAAGCAUGCAUCAGAACAUAUCCACCGCUGGGCGCCCACUCAUCGGGCUAUGGCACGAAGGCUUCAAGACAUCGGUAUCACGCCUCGAAACCAACUAUUCUGGUCUUGACUAUCUCCCCGGACUAGCGAGGCUACCUGGAGCCAAUACUGAAGAACACAACCUAAGCACGUACUGGGGAGCAGCUCGAGAUCGCAUUCCAGACUCCGCAUACGAUCUUUUCCCUCGAUCCACUGAUGUGUCGCGUCCGAAUUCAGUUCCAAGUGGUAUAGGUCAGCAUCUGACUGGCACAAAUCACGAGAACAUGGUCCACAUUCGCUCUGGGCAAUAUUGGGAAAAUUGUGGCGAGGAAGAAGCGGAUUCGUAUGAGCAGAAGCUCGAACCGACUCUGCAGCAAGGUCUCAAAUAUUUGCAUGAGAAUUCAACGGAGACUGGGGCUCUUAGUAUCCAAUAUCUUCGUAAUGAGGAUGUACAAUCCCCUUGUGGUAAUAAGGAAGAGCGGAAGGAAUCGUGUGGCGCGGGUUUCUUCGCCAACCUCGCAGAUCUGGAGCACUGGGCCAAAAGCCACGCGUCGCAUCUGAAGAUCUAUGGUGGUGCACUUGCACAUUACAAAGCUUUUGGAGAUGAGAGGAGAUUUCGAACAUGGCACGAGGUAUGUGUCAUCACUGAGGGCGACGCUAUGUUUGAGUAUGUGAAUUGCUCGCCUGACACGGGUGUUAUUUCAAACGUGCCCCUCCAGGGCGGAGCUAUGUAGAGCUCGAUAGUUACUUUCAAUGGAUAGUACUCCGACGAAUCUACUUUCCAACCGCAAACACCACCCGAUUGGACGAU
Molecule: messenger RNA, 1446 nt
Organism: Alternaria rosae
Lineage: Eukaryota; Fungi; Ascomycota; Dothideomycetes; Pleosporales; Pleosporaceae
Product: heme-containing dehydratase protein
Exons: 2
Coding region: 287-1369 (360 amino acids)
Source: RefSeq, a predicted model, not a curated record